Molecule: messenger RNA, 43957 nt
Organism: Pelobates cultripes (western spadefoot toad)
Lineage: Eukaryota; Metazoa; Chordata; Amphibia; Anura; Pelobatidae
Source: the annotation of a GenBank genome assembly
GCUAGAUGGCGAUGUAUCCCACGCUUCCACGUGAUCUGCUGGAACCAGGAAAUGGUGGAACCAGGAAGUGGGAGCUGCUGUACAAUAGACGGAUAUCAUCCCUAAUAUCUCUGGCAGGGAACCAGGAAUAUUCACGGUACAUAGCCAUGUGUAUGGGAAGUGGGCUCUGGGUGUGUGUAUAUUAUUACAAGUGUCAGUGUCCAUGUUGUGACAAGUGGCCCAUACAAUAUCAUCACUGCUAGCAAGGUGCUUCAUUCAGCAGGCUUGUCUAGUUACAUUGCAUUCAGGUCUGUUUUAUUUCCUGGUUGAUGCCAAUAAUGUUCAUGUGGUGAAAGCUAGAGGACCUUCACUGUAAGAUUCUUAUACUUAGUUGGGUAUUAUAAUAUCUGCUGCUAGGGACAGUCAAGUUAACACAACCUUGCAUCCUUUAGUUAUACUUUUAAGUCAUUCAUGUAUCUCCCCUCCACCCCUAAAUAGAUUUUGGGGGGUGGAGAUAAUGCUGUUGUUAGGAAGAGUUGUUGUCAUAAUAUACUAAUAUAAGUUAACUGUUGUCUUUAUUACUACCAAUAAAUGAUUAAAUGUAUUAUAGCAUUUUUGUUUAUAGUAUUGCUACCAAUGGAAACCAAAAUAUAUACUAGGAAAAUAUCAAGCUCCCCUCCAUUAAAGUAACACUAUAGUCACCAGAAACAGCUAGUAAUGUAGUAGUUCUGGUGUGUAUAGUCUGUCCUUGCAGGCUUUUCAAUGUAACACCUCCGGUGGUAGUCAGGUGCUUCCUGGGUCAGUGCUGUGAAGUUUUGCGUCUCCACGCUCUGCAUGGAGCUUAAAGCAAAGGUCCCGCAUGGCACUAGGAUUUACACCUUUUUAACCGGGGAUCUAAAUGGUGGUUUCAAAACUACAGUGUCAAGAAUACAUGUUUGCAUUCCUGACACUAUAGUGUUCCUUUAAUAUUGCAUACACAAUAUAACCUAUCUCUCUCUCUCUCACCCCCCCCAUACAUACAUACACACACCCCCAUGAUAAUAUGUAUGUGUGUAUUUUGUGAAAGCAUGUUUAUAGAAGCUUAUUUGUAUUUGUGUGCAGAAUCAGUGUGAAUGCAGUUUAAGUAUGGUUGACUGCAAGGAUACAUUACAGUGCAUUGCAAUGUGCUGUGAUUAAGUGGAUGUUUUGUACUGUGUACAUGCAGGAAUGUAUUUGUACAAAGGUUUAGGGUUAGUGAAUGCAGUUAUCUAUUUGUGCUUAGGCUUCAGUUCACUAAGCUUUCCAAAUGAUUCAAUAUUCUUACAAAUAUUCCCGUAGACUUUAAUCGUGAUUUCUAUAGGUAAAUCAUUUGAAUACAUUUCUAACUGUAUUGAAUAAUUUGGAAAGCUUAUUACAUCGAGGCCUUAAUGUCUGUGUGUGCUAAUGCAAACGUAUGUGUAUCAGUAUGGACUACCUGAUUCUUAUCCUCACAGGAUUCUUGUCUCCACAAUUCUCCUAGCUUACAACUCUUUCCUCCUUUGACUCCCCCACCCCCCUGCAUAAGUAGCCAGGUUAGGUCAGUAUAAAGAACGUAAAAAGGUAUUUUAUGUAAACAUUACAAAAUAAUAUAAAAAGACGCUAUAUUACAUGUAAUCUUUUAUUUCCAGGAAUAAUAAUAAAAGGCAGUAUUCGUUUUAAGAAAACUUUAUCAUGUUAAAUUAUUUGUAAAACAAAAUUUGGCUUUAUUUAUAUGGUUUUUGUUAAUGCAUAUAUAUAUGCAUUGCAUAUAUAGGUAUGUCAUUGCAACUUAAAUGCACAGCCAGGCGAAGGAGAGUAAUCUUCCAUAGGGAAAGAGCUGCUCCCACCUAUAUAUAUAUCUUUGUGGUCGUAUACAAUAAGCCGAGUUAUAGUAAUGGUAUAAGUCGUUUGUGGUGUGCCAACCGACAUUAAGGUAGGCCUCUAAAAGAGAGCCCACCAAGAUGAAUAGCUUAACAAAGGGAGUGGUGGGUGGUCGCAUUCAGGCAGUCUCAACCCAGAGGAAGGGGAGGUCUGUGUAUUUAUAGGCCGUGUAACUCCUCCCACAACUUCCCAUUUGUGGUUGUAUACAAUAAGCUGAGUUAUAGUAAUGGUGUAAGUCGGUUGUGGUGUGCCGGAACCGACUUUCGAGUAGGCCUGUAAAAGAGGGCAAAAAGUUUAACAGUGUAACAUUGAAUACGUGUUGACAUUACAUAACCAAUACUUAAAUGCAUGUCUCAAUUCCCUCUCAGAUUGAGAAAUGUAUAUGGCAUAUGAAGAUGACUCUACUGUCCUAGCCAUUAGAUGAUGUGUACUGGAAUAUUACUAGAGGUAGUAGGAGCAGUGCGUAUUCUUUUAGAAUGACCUAAAAAUGUUAAUGGUUGUAUUCGAGUAACUUUAAGUGUUGUGAGCUAGUUAAAGGUUGUGAAAGCCGCCAUGGAAUUGAAUGAGUAUGGUUUGACGAUUUGAUAUGCGGAAGUGAGUUUAUUGAAAAUGGCCAGAGCCCAGCAUAUGAACAGGUGACAUUGGCAGAGAGUGUUGCUUGUGCCAGCAGUUAAAUCCUGGAAUGUAGGGGUUUGGUAGGUUGUUUGGCCACCGUGGGGAGAGUUCGGAAGAAUAUGAAAAAUUGUGAUCGAGUCACCUCCUCGGUUGCUAUGUUUUGCCAGCCUGGUAUAGGUAUGUGAACAGAGUAGAGUUUCUGUGAUGCUGUCAGCCGGAUCUCUUCCUAAUCAAACUUAUUAUUGUUAGUGAGGGGGACUGACCGGUAAUAAUUCCCAUGCUGCUGAUUUAAUAAAAGAGAGGGUAGGUUCUGUGUCAUUACGGGAAAUGUGUCACAGACCCAGUUAACUAUGAAAUUGGCUGCCAUCCAGUGGGGGCAACAGUAUUGGUCCAGAAAUGAUGGACAAUGAUGGAGUGAACAUGGUUUCCCUGUUCUGGUGGGAUAGAAAGUUUAGCGACAUAAACAGGACUGCUCAAGCAUGUGUCGAAUGUAACAGCGCUAUUGUUGACAGGUGAACCUGGGAUCAUGUUGAGUGGAUGGGAAAUUAAUGAGGUCCCUUGUGUAAGGUGCAUGGUAAAGUUCAGAGGACCAAGGAGAGACUGGAGAUCCAUAUGGGAAACAGGCAUCGUUGCUCAGAAAGUAUUUCCAUAAAUUAAAAUAGGUGUAGGGGCCAAAGGUUGAUCAAGACAGUGGAGUUCCAAAGGAUGUAGCAGAUACAAAAGACACAACUGCUUCAGAGUAUGACAUUUGGUUCCAUAAUCGUUACAAUCAUGUAAAGAAUGUAUUACUGAGGGACAGUACUGACAUACAAGAGGAGCCUAUAGAGAGAUUAUGCAACUAUAUGGAAUAGUAUGGGCAUCUCUCCGCUCCAAACGUAAGACGGAUGGCAAAGUAGAAUGCUCAGUUCACUAAAUAUUGUGCAAAUGCCACUGGGAGCAACUUGAAAAUGAGGAAUAUUCAUUUUCCUAGUCGGCCUGCUUCUGUGGCCCUUAGGAUAGGCCAAAUACCAUGGCCAAAUGCUGGGAACUUUAAAGAACGAGUAGCCGAUAAUAAAAUUGAGCAGUGGAUUCCCAUUCAUUAGGCUAAUAUGGCAGGUGCACCCUUAGAUAAAGAGGUUGUCAGAAGGACCCCAGAAAGAAACCAAUACUUGAUCCUGCCACUAAUAGUAAUUAAGUUGAAUGGGUCUUAACUAGUAGAUUAGAGAUUAGGACAAACCCUAAUACCUGAUCAAAGUGAAAUGAUGCCUGUGCGGAAACUUACUGUGAAAUCUGUAAUUAGAAACUUAACUAGUGGAGGGCAAGUGUGAGUAUUAAGGGAGACGCCUCUUAAUGACAAAAGGCGAGUACAAAUACAGAACAAUCAGAUUGUACCGUCUGUGUUCCCUAGUUUGAACUACUGACAAGUCUCGUAGCUAUAUCCAUCCAAAGGACAGGGGAACUUACUGUACAGAUAAUAACAUUAGACGAGGAAACAUGUGCUGGAUAGCAACUGGCGGUGUAAUGUUGAGGGGAUGGAAGUAAGGAGCAUGACGUAGGGUAAGACUUUCACAGUCAAGAGAUUCUAAGCAUCACUAGUGUCAAUAGUUGUUCAUAAGGAUUAAAGGAUGGGAGCCAUCAUGGACUACAUCCCUAUCAUGCUGUCUGUAUUUCCAGCUUGGGUGCCGACAGAGCUAAAAACUGGGGCCUAUACAGCAUGUCGAAGCUCGGCGGUAAAAGUGAAAUGGUACAAGUUCACCAGGAACUGGGGCUGGAAUAUCCUGGGUUACGGCUGGACUACAUGGACUAGGUGGGGUGAAGAGUUUGGCUGGGGAGCAUUGCUUGAAAUAUCUUACUAGUUCUGAGGUGAGCAACAUCUACAUGUAGAGUAAAUGUGACAGCCAUGUAGGUGAUAGUAUAACAACUGGCAGUUUGCAUUGUGUCAAAUGGCAAAAGAUUGGCUAAAUGAGAGAAAGGUGAGGUACUAAUUGCCAAGUGGCUCUGAGAGGCUCUAGCUAUAAAUUGGCUGAGGGACUGAGGCCACCGAAUAAUGUGGCGGGAAUGUUGGCCUCUUGGUGACAAGAGAUUCAAAGGAGUGGCCGUGACAUGUGAGGCCCUAUCUAAAAACUAGAGAGGCAGGAGCAAGGCUCUAGCUAUGAGUUGGGCUGAUGGACAAAUACCUCCGCAUGAGGAUGGGUGUAGGCCUUGCAUGACUGAAUUACAAAUAUACAAUAAUAUGGCAUACACCAAUACUCUUAACAUCAAGUUGAUCUAUCCCUAAGGAAUGUAGGGGAAUAGAAACGUAAUGAAUUUAGGGAAAGUAUGUUGGAAUCUACGUAUCCUGCACAACUAGUCUGUGGUUGAGCUUGAGAAAGGAAUAUCAUAGAGACACAAACCUAAAGACACAAUGGGAACAUUAAUGGAAAUAUGUCCAGUUUGGUGUAAGAGCUUAUUAAGGUAAGGAUAUAAAGUAUCUGGUUGUGGUUAAGGAUUAAAACAUUAACAGGAUAAGUGUGGAUAGUAGAAACCUAGAUAAUAAUAGAACUUAUGAUUGUCAAUAUGGAUAUGAAAGAGAUACCUAAUAGUGCUGUGUCUAAUUAUGAGUUCCCACUGUGGGUCCUUCAACAAGAAGGACCUGAAGUAUGUAUAAGAAAGAUCGGAACCUCUCUAGUUUACUAGCGGGAAGCUACAUAUGUAAGAUCUUGUAAGUGCCUGUGACAGGAGUUGUGGAUUACACAAUGCUUAGGUAAAACCAUGACAGACCGAAGAGGCCUAGUUGUGGUUAAAUGUGUAAUGAUGGGUUCUUGGUUCUCAGGAGUGCAGAGAGAGUGUCGUAAAAGAAGGAAUUGUGUGGGAAUAACAAGGCUGACAGGAAUCGUCAACUAUAGUAUAACAGGGUUGUAGUUGACCCUUGUAAAGCUGGAAAUGUAUGUAAUUGCAGAAAUUGUCGUAGUAAAUUGCCCACAGAGGGCUGAAUGUAAUGGAGUGAAGUCCUAGUGAGGGCCGCGUGUAAUGGUAUUGCAGUGGAAGGCCAAUAUUACUAAAUAUAAGUCUCAAGCUGCCGGGUGUAUAAUAGGGAUGUGCAUGGGCAAAAAAUUUGGUUUGGUUCGGGACUUCGGUUCGGUGCGGCACUUCCGGAAUUCGGGAUUUCCCUGACCCUAAUACUAACCCUACCCCUUACCCUAACCACAACAACCACUUACACAUCUAGGGUUAGGGUGGGGUUAGAUUCCUGUUAUCAUUACCGUAAUUUUCCCUCCCUCUCCUGUUUUGCCACUUUUCAGAAAUCCAAAGCACUUCGAAAUUAGGCAAUUUGGUUCUGUUCGACACUUCCGAAAUUCGGCUAUUCAGAUUUUCUAAAGCAUCCGAAUGUCCAAAUUGCCAAAAUUCGGACGAAUUUACAUUCGUAACGAAACAAAUUGCACAUGUCUAGAGUAUAAUAGGGUGUAUGUAAAGUAAUGAUCAUGGCAUGAACAAAUGUAGAGGGUAACAUCCUGAAUGUGGUGUGUGAGUUCCAGGAGCUAGCUAACCUAAAUGGCUUUAGUACUAAAGCAGUGAUGCUUUAAUAAAACAGAACAUAGAGGUAAAGUGGUAAAAAGCGGUGGUGGAUAAUGAUAAAAUUAAUAAAAUAUAACAAUUGAAAAAUGUAUAAAUAGGACUGGGCUGAAGUGCAGCAAGUGUAUAUGGUGUGUAUAUCUUUAAAUCUGCUAUAGGCAGAAUAAAUUAAAAUCGCCAUAUCUGAAUAAGGGCAGAAUACGGACUGAACUGCGAAUGCCUCCCUAGUUAGUGAAAAGCUGAACAUGGGGCCAAUACAUGUUGAAUGUAAGGAUGUAAGGAACAGAGUGGCCCAACGCGGGCUGGAUGAACAAGCUUACGGUUUUGUUGUAAUAUACGCACAAACAGCAACAGGAAAAGUGCCCCAUGAGCUUCGAAGAAGGUGGCUGUUUUUUUUACUAGAGUGAAGUAAAAUGAACACUUGCGUGGUCCACACUAGGCCAAGACCAGCUUAUUUGGAGUUUAGGCAGAUUGUGUUGAUGACCUUCAAACCAGAAGUAGAUGGAUCUGUACCGAACCAGACAGUCUCAGCCCAGAGGCAGGAGAGGUCUGUGUAUUUUUAGGCAGGGUAACUCCUCCCUCAGCCUUCCCAAAUAUAUAAUAUUUAUAUAGAUAGAUAUAGAUAUGCUUUCUAGCUGUGACCUUCUAGUGUUUUCUUCCUGAGAGCUACAAUUUUUAGUGGUCCUCGAUUGGGAGCAGUUCUUUCCCUAUGGAAGAUCUCUCUCUUUUGCCUGGCUGUGCAUUCACAUUGCAAUGACUUACCCCAUCAUCACUUGGCGAGCGUGUGCUUUUGUUUCCUUGUGAGCCAUAGCAUCAGAGAGAACUGCACAAGCUUCUAUUGCGCAAACAAACACAUCCUUGCCUGCAGUGAUAGCUAAUGCCAUUGCAAUGUUAAUGUGCUUUACUUUGGGUGCCACUUAGCACAGUGGGAAGCCAAGACCUACUCUACAAAUCCAAAAUUCUGGGUGGGUGUUGAUGUGGCAUCCACUCUGCAGCCUUUUCAUAUUGUCAGUAAUUGACACUGAAAAUGUUAAUUAAAUUCCAAGAUGAUCAUCUACACACAGAAAAGAUGCUAUCAGAUAUUGUAGUACUGGAGAACAUAUAUGGUAGAUCAGUCAUUUUGAAAUAAUAUUGAUUUAUUUACAAUUUCCUGCAUAACACCCAUGUCCAGGAUUCUUUACAGACAGUAAUAAUACAGUUACAACUUAUACUGAUACUACAAUGGAACACAUAAAACAUUUAUACAUAAUGAAAAAUUCUUAAAAACAUAUAAGCCAGUCUGAUGCUGCUAGGUGGAUAAUAAUGGGAUGAAGUAAUUGAGUUUAAUGAGUUGAACGGAUAGGGAAUAGUACAUUGACUUAUUUAUGAGGACUCGAAUAAGCUUUUUUUUUCUACAAUAGAAACAUAGAAUGUGACGGCAGAUAAGAACCAUUCGACCCAUCUAGUCUACCCAAUUUUCUAAAUACUUUCACUAGUCCCUGGCCUUAUCUCAUAGUUAGGAUAGACAUAUGUCUAUCCCACGCAUGCUUAAACUCCUUCACUGUGUUAACCUCUACCACUUCAACUUGAAAGAUAUUCCAUGCAUCCACUACCCUCUCAGUAAAGUGAUACUUCCUGAUAUUAUUUUUAAACCUUUGCCCCUCAAAUUUAAGACUAUUUCCUCUUGUUGUGGUAGUUUUUCGUCUCCUCUUUUACUGUGUUGAUUCCCUUUAUGUAUUUAAAUGUUUCUAUCAUAUCCCCCUGUCUCGUCUUUCCUCCAAGCUAUACAUGUUAAGAUCCUUUAACCUUUCCUGGUAAGUUUUAUCCUGCAAUCCAUGAACCAGUUUAGUAGCCCUUCUCUGAACUCUCUCAAUUGUUUGUGAAUGUUUGAGAGAGACUGGUGAUUGGGAGUCAAGUUUGUUCUGGUAGUGGUGGUUAUAUUUUUUUCCAACAAAAGACUGAACAGUAAAAGAUGACCACAUGAAUAAUGCAAUAACAAAGUAGUAUAGUAAAUACAGUUAAAACAGUAAAUCCAGAUAAGUGGUUGACCAAGAUAUAAUUAAUGUGGACUGCCCAACACCAUAAGAUGAGCGACUUAGAAUAAAUGAAUUCUAAAAACAAAGGGGGGGAGGGGAAGUGCUUCUGUUGUAAAAAUGUGGUAUGAAUACGAAUUAAAAUACAGAUAUAGCUUUAAUAUAUAAGAACACAGACUAAAUACAAUCAAACUCCAAAAGGACAACCUCUUACUGUGAGAAUACGAUCUAGCUCUACAUAAGGCCUGUGAGACUAUAAUGCCAUAGGUAACAACCAUAGUCACAGUGUACCCAAUGUAUAAAAGUAACAAAAAAGUUAGAGAUUUUAUUUAAACCAUGGAUAAAAAACAUAGACACAAACUCUACACUAUAUAAUAAAAAUAGAUAUAAGUGGAAAUCCCUUAUAAAAAAGGGGAAUUAAUUACUUAACAGAGAAAAGUAUAAAUAUGAAAAAUGGCGUAUAAUCACAGUAAUUGUAUCUCAGAACCUAUAAAAUCACCCAGCAUAAGAUAAUAUAUAAAACAUACAAUAAUGCAUAUAACAAAAAAGUACUUAUCUGUAGGUGGCCCCUUCAACGCGUUAAAAAUUAUGUAGUUAGUCAAUGGGGAUUCCAGAGGUCCAGAUGCCCAGCGAGCUCAACCCCAACUCACAGAGUGCUCAUGUCUGUGUCCACUCGAACAGCAGGCUGUGUUGUUUCUGUGUUCUGUGAUACUCAGCCUCGAUGGGGGAGCACAACCAGCUGGAGACACGAGCCGGUAACUUCAGAAAAGGUUGUGGCUGCCUUGUAGGAGUGGAUCAAGCGUCCGGGCGCGAUCAAACAGAUGGACCAGAAAUCCACGUGUUUUGUCUCUGUAUGAGACUUUAUCAAGACCGUGUGUGUGUGUGUGUGUGUGUGAAGGGUGCAGUUUGUGUGACAGGUGCAUAGGGUCUAUGCUGUGUGUAGGUGGGUGAGGUGUAAAAACUUAUCUUAAAGUCUCCCCCUCCCUUCUUCUUACCUUUUACCAUGGAGGGGGGAAAUUAUACUGCAAUCCCUUGUGGUCCAUUGGUGGCAUGUUCACUUUAGCCUGCAGCUCCUCCAGGUGCUUGUUGACUCUCCUGUUCUCCUGCGAGCACAGCACUGUAUUAGAGCAUUGCCAUGGUAACGCACGGCAAUGCUCUAACCAGUCUGCUUGCGGGAGGAACACAGAGCCUCCCAUGCCCUUCCCUCCCUCUGCUGUAACCUAAGUGUCUGCGGGCCGGUAAGGGAGAUCUUUGAUCUCCUCACCAGUCCAAGAGGACUUACAGCAAGGUUGACUCUGCCUGGGCCGACAGGGGAGAGGAAAGGAUCUACACUGCCGGACUUGGUCCACAGCCAUUGAGGCCCACGGGGCGUUUUCUGCUAAAUUACAUUUCAUUUGAUACAUUAGCAGGAAGUCACCUAAAAUUUAUCAGAACAGCCUCGCACCUGGCCACACCCCUCUCAUACUCCUAAAACUAACAUGUCUCUCUUUGUUCAUUUGAUAAUUUGUACAGGGGCAUUUUAGUAUGUUGGGUCAGUGUGAACGCCUGUGUGGAUUUUGACUUUUAUCCAUGUCAUUGGUCUCUACUCCACAUGAAACUUGCCAUCCGCAUGUUAUUAAUGCUCCUUUCCACCAGAUGUCAAUAUCCCUUAUAAUGCCACUAUUCCGCCCCCACCCUGACAUGUUUGAGUGUGUUGUGUGUUGUUGUGAGCAUUUUAGCAACUCUGUAAUGUAUGAGAGCCUCUAGAAUGAUGAGUUUGGAUCCCAACUGAUUUGGUCCUGAUCCUCGCAAAUGUUUCAAGUGGUGCUUUAUCACAUGGAUUUAGGGGAGCAAAAAGGGAGUCAGCUCUGAGCCUGCUAUUUUUUGCCGCAUUCAUAAAUCUAAAUUAAAAAACAAACAAAUUUAAGACUAAAAAAUCAAUACAUUUUGAGCCAGUUCAUAACUUCAAACACAGACAAAUUCCUAUUGUGCCUUUAGCUAAUUUGAUAUCGUUGUCAAAUGUUUUUGUUUUUUACUUGAAUUUUGUGAUUCAGAUCCAAAUUUUCAGCUUAGUAUAUUACACCCAAAGUAUGUGUUUUGUUGUUAUUCAAACGUUAACACUAACUCGAUAUUCCGUCUUGUGACAUUUAUGGAGGUAAAAUGUUCUUUGCAUUGCUCAUAUCAAGUGUUCAGUUGUCUCAAUUGUAAUGAUCGUUCCUUAUUUAAUGGGCGCUGACAAGCAUGUGGUGAUUAAUGACCCUUUACCUAAGUGUUCUCUUUCAUUAGUCGCGAUGAUAGAUGUCUUAUUAUUCUGUUACCUCCAUUUAUACAGAUGGAAGCAGGUGUGUAUUUUAAAAGGUGCUGUUUACCUACUCCGCUAAAUGGCACUUUUCUAACUAGCUGAGCCAGUAAAUAUUUUUUAAAAGUCACGUCAAAUUUCACCCAUUCUUAUUUUUCUUUGUAUGUAAAAUCCCAGGCACCUAAGAUGAACAAAUACAUCAUUUUUUACAGUUUAAUUGGUAAAAACAAACAAUCAGCCUUGAGGCUUUAAUCAUGCACAGAAAUAAAAAUAUACAAAACCGUUUAAUUAAACACUCCAGGCACAAAAACUGCUUAAUCUAAAUUAAGUUGUUUUGAUACCAGGAGGCCCCUGGAAGCACUCUUACCUCAAGGAGUUAAACUGUUCUCAAACAGUUUAAACCUAAAGUUACAUUCCAAUGCCAACUCCUCCUAUGGCGGCAUCCGGCUUCUGAAUUUUCAAAGCAAGGGGCGCCACUGAUUGGUUGAGAGUUGUCCUCAUUCACUAAUCUGGCUUAAAAAGAUACGUUUCUUUGCAAGCCAGUUUUGUGAAUGGGGAGUCACUGAUUGGCUGAGAACAUCAGCUGACUGCUCUCAACCAAUCAGUGGAGCCCAUGCCUGACAAAAGAAGCCUAAAUCAUCACUUCUCCUCCAUUGUGCUUGACAGUUUGUAUUGUUAGACCAAACAGCAUAUCCGCACAAAUGUGGCGCUGUGCAUUAUGGCCAAACAUCACUUUGGUCUCCUCUGUCCAAAGAACAUUGUUCCAGAAGUCUUGUGGUUUGUUCAAAUGUAAUGUUGCAAACCUAGGGAGUGCUGCCAUGUUCUUUUUAGAGAGAAGAGGCCUUCUACAGCAAUAACUGACACAUAUUUGUGUUCAAUGAUGUCUCACAAGUACAACACUACCCCCCAUUUACAGGUUUUAUGAUAUUUUGGAAAGUUACAAGGUUAAAUAUAGGACUUUCCCCUUUUCAGUUUUUACACAUUUAAAUUUGCCAGAUCGAUUUGCUGGGACUAUGUUGGCUUUGAGACCAUAUGGCAACCAGAAAUAAAAAUUACCCCUAUCGUGGCAUACGAUUUGAAAAGUUAGACAACCCAGGAUAAUAAGAAUGGGGUAGGCCCAGUGUUUUUUAGUAGCCACUUAGUCACAAACCCUGGCCAAAUGUAUUGUUUAAGCCCACUUUUUUUCCAAGGUGGCAUAGUGCGUUCUAACGGCAUUAGGGGUUAACCCCUUAAGGACAGCAGGCAUACUAUGCCGUCCUUGGGGACCCGGUCCUAAACGCCGGUGGGUGACAUAGUACGUCCCCGCCUUCCUAUGCACUUACCUGCUCGCUGGCAAUCCCCCGCGAUGGGGGCGAUCGCGAUGGGGAGACUUGCCUGGCAUCCCAGGGAGUCCGUCUGAUCCGGUGUUCCAACACAUUUCCCUACCUGUGAAAAUCCCCUACCCGCGUCACUUCCGGUGAGGGAAAUCAGCUGGAUCCUGUGCUGCACAUGCGUGCUGGCACUGCUCCUACUCCCCCACAGCAAGGUCCUGGAAGAUAAGUAAAGCUAGUUUUACACCUUCAUUAUAGUUAGUGCAUUCACUAAGCUUAGGACAUGGGACAUUUAGGGUUCAUGUUAUGGUUCAAAUUAGGGUUAGGUUUAGGGACUUGUUUUUAUUUAGUGAUAUUUCACAUUAGGGGAAUAUCUAUAAAUUGUGAUUUUUCAAACUUUAUUUUAACCCUUACCCCAAGGGUUAGGGUUAGAAUAGAGUGUGAGAGAGGUUAAAAUAACUUACCUAACCCUAAUUUGAUCCCUUGCAUAACCCUAAAUGUCCCGUGUGCCUAAGCUUAGUGAACGCAGUAACUAUAAUGAAAGUCUAAAACUAGCUUCACUUACCUUCUUGGACCUUGCUGUGGAGGAGUAGCAGGAGUGCCAGCACGACAGCACAGGAUCCAACUGAUUUCCCUUACCAGAAGUGACUUGGGUAGGGAGUUUUGAUGGAACACCGGCCCUCGCGGGCCAUGUGAACGCGAUGAGGUCGUCAUCACAUGGACGGAAUAGCCGUCCACAGCAGUGCCUGCAGGGGGCCUACCUGAAAUGACAGGCAGUCCCCCUGAUGCCUGAAACAAAGUUAAAUAAAGUUUAAAAACAGUGUAAAAGUUAAUUAUAUAUACUUACACACAUAUAUAUAUAUAUAUAUAUAUAUAUAUAUUUAUAUAUGAGCUAUUAUAUAUAUGAUCUAAGUAUAUGUACAAACAUAAAUACACAUACACUGUCUCUAAGUGUAUUUUAAUAUUAAUAUAUAUUAUUAUAUAUUAAAAUACACUUAGAAUGAUAUUAAUUUUACAUAAAUAUAUAUAUAGUUGUAAUUUUUAUAUAUAUAUAUAUAUAUAUAUAUAUAUAUAUAUAUAUAAAAUAAUUUAAAAAUUAUAAAUAAUAAAUAAAAAUUAUAUAUACAUGUAUAAUUUCGUUCUAACUGUAUUUUGAUGAUAUAUAUACAUAUAGAUCACAAAAUACACGUAGAACAAAAUUAUAUAUAUAUAUCUAUACUAAUAAAUAUAUAUGUAUAGAUCUGUAUAUAUCGACCUAUAUAUAAAUAAAAAUAAUAAACAAAAAAAUAAUAUAUAUAUUUUUUUAUAUAUAUAUAUAUAUAUACACACACACAUAUUUAAAUUCUACUUAUAUAUUUAUGUAUUAUUUUUACAUAAUUAAGUAAUUUUAUUAAUUAUGGUGUGAGGGACCUGCCUGACAAACCAGGUAGAAGGUAACCAGAAUUUGGUUCGGAGGCCCUAUAUUUAACCGACACCAUAAAACCUGUACAUGAGGGGUACUGUCGUACCCGGGAGACUUUGCUGAACACAAAUAUUAGUGUUUCAAAACAGUAAAAUGUAUCACAACAAUAUUGUCAGUGAAAGUGCCAUUUUUUUGCAUUUUUCACACACAAAUGGCACUUUCAGUGCCGAUAUCAUUGUUGUGUUCCAUUUUACGGUUUUGAAACACUAAUAUUUCUUUUCAGCGAAGUCUUCCAAGUAUAACAGUGCAGGAUUUAUGGUGUGUUCAAAAGUUAGAGAGUUAAAUAUAAGGCUGGCGUUUCCUGAGUCUCCUGAGUAUAACAUGUACAGGUUUUAUGGUGUGUUCAAAAGUUAGUCAAAUAUAAGGCUUGCGUUUCAGUUAGGUUGCCUUUGAGACCAUACGGUAGCCCAGGAAUGAGAAUUACCCCCACAAUGGCAUACCAUCUAUAAAUGUAGGCAACCCAAGGUACUGCAAAUGGGGUAUGUCCAGUCUUUUUUAGUUGCCACUUAGUCACAAACACGGGCCAAAAUUAGCAUUAAAAUUUGUUUUUUUUCUGCCUUUUUGUCACACAAAGUGAGUUUGCACAGUAUAGCAAUACCCCCAUAUGUACCUUUGCCAGGUAUAUGUGGAUGUUGAAAGGGCACAUUUGAGAUGCAUUCAGUUUUUUUACUUUUUAAUGUUUUACGCUGUGUCCAUGUUCCAUUUUGGAGUAGUUUAGCUGGUUGGUUAUUCAAACUUCCCCACAAACACAUACUCUUUUUAAUGUAUUUUUUUACUUUUUAACUUGUUUUUACUUAUUCAAUCUUUUAAACUUUCUUAAAACUUUUUUUACACUUUUAAAAUUUUUAUAAACUUUUUUUUUACCGUUAACCCCUAACUAGCAGUAAGCAGCACUGACUGUAAAUUCCCCAAUUUCCCAUAACUCCCACACACCCCAGCAGCAAAAUAUAUAAUUUUUUAAUAUUUUAAUUAAGUAAUGAAAUAAAUAAAUAAAAAUAACCCUCAGGGGUUAAAAAAAAAUAUUCAGAUCACAGUAUAAUACUAAUAGUGAUCAACUGGCAGGUAAGGGGUUAUUUUUUAUUAGAACUAGGUAAAGAGGGGUGGGAUUUUUUAAAACUUUUUUUAAAACGUUAUUAAAACAUUUAAAAAAACAAACCUUUUUUUAACAUUAACCCCUAGCUAGCCUAACACCAAAUUCCACACUAACUUCCACCUACCCCAGCUAGCUAAAUAUAGACUUUUUAAAUAUUUAAAUUAAUUAAUUAAUAAAAUAAAUUUAAACUCUGAGGGUUAAAAAAAAAGAAAAUAAAAGUUAACCCUCAGGGGUUUAAAAAAAAAAAUCAGAUCACAGUAAAAUGUAAUUCAGAAAUAUAAAUUUCAGAAAAGACCAUCACAUUUUUUAAAUUACCCAAAUGUGUUUAUUUCUCCUUCUUUGCAAUAUGUGCUUGAAUUGUAAUGUCAUUUGUUAAAAUAUUUAAAGGAGGACUAUAGGGUCAGGAACACAUGUGUAUUCAUAGGAAAGCAUUGGAUUGGCUGAGAUUGUCAAUUCUGAUGAUCUCCGCCAAGGAGACGAGCCAGGAGCGUGGAGCCAAACAAAAAGUGAUUCAUUGAAUUACUGUAUCUCUAUGAGGAACGCACAGUUUCUCCAUGCAGAGCGUGAACGAUAAGAGGGGGGGGGGAUUUAACUAUAAAUAUGACAAUUACAAAAAAACGUAUAGGAACGAUAGGUUGAAGAGGACCCUGCUCAAACUUAGUCUAUAGGAGGUGGGUGUAAAACACAAUAGGACAGGAAGCUAUAGCAUGAGUGAAUUGCAACUCCUGUUGGCUUUUGCUUGGUUUACAAAAGUGUUUUCUUUUAAAAGGCACAGUCUGGUCACCAUAACCACUUAAUUGCAUUGUCCCCUGAUGUCCCACGAUUCAGUGUUAUACCUUUUUUCAACAUUAUAUGAUUGUAAACUCAUUGGAGCAGAGCCCUCAGAUAUCCCCUUUCUGUAAUUGUAAAAAUUGUAAAACAUGUGAAAAAUAUGUUGAUAAGGGUGCCCAUCCACUCAUACCCAGGCACCCCCCAAAGUAAUGGCUGAGGAGGAGUUAUAGUCCACUUAAGCCAAACUAACCUAUGCCAGGUGAGUUGGUAUGGACCCUCUGUCAACUAAUCAUUGGUGUGCAUCACUGCUUUGACUAAUGAGGAAGCAGCUGUGUGGGGCUGGGACCCACAUUCACUGUAAAACAAAUAAAAAAACUAUUUAACACGGAACUGUGAGACGACAUCUGGGUACUCCAAACACCAUAACCACAUAAUUUAGUUGAAGUGGUUAUGGUAUCCUGAGUAUCACUUCAGCACUUACUUUUAUGUAUGAAGAACAGUCAGGGUGCAUGGAAACAGUGCUGUACCACCUGGUAACGUGCAAAGAAUCUUUGGACAUUUUAGAUUUCAUCACAACCACACAUUUGAUAUAAAUGGAGUGAAAGAAAAACAAUACCUCUGCAAAUAACAGCUGUUAGUGAUUGGAGUAUGCCCACCCUCCAAAGUGACAGUUCUAUUUUAAGUGCCACACCACAUGGGAUAUUAAAGCAGAAUUGUCACUUCCCUGGAAGAUAUACUAUUAGAACACCACAGUUAGAAUGUACUUGUGAAGUAUUUUUUCAGACAUCAAACAGUGCAGGCUACGUUUCGACACCUACUGGUGUCAGUUCAGUGGAAUAGUGCCAGUUUUUAUUUUUUCUCAUCCCAGUAAAUGUCAUUAAAGUAGUUUGUGCAGCAGAGGUAAAUAAAAAGCGCACCUAUUUUGCAACUAUUCCAGGGCAAUGUCAAAACCCCACGAUGCUUCAGGCCCACAAAUCUGCUUAGUAAUGACAUACAAGCAGAUAAUCGUUUGAGAAUUCCUUCCGCAUGUGUAAGCAUUGUGUGGGCUACAUUAAUUUGCAUGGUAUGCUCUGGCUGUGCCAGGAUAGCCGUACAUACAGUGUAAAUUACAAAAUUAAAACAGUACACAUUUGUUUUAUUAAAAACAUUGUAUAACCCAUGUCUUACCUUUAUUUUAUCAGGUUCUCUAUUUGUGCUAUGACAUUAGUCCCGGAUCCCCUUUAUCUUAUUAAAAAACUAUAACUCAGCUAUAUGUCACAUAGCCCAGCUUGAGAGAUUAUAUUUGGCAGAUGGAGGCCACUCUGGAGCCAAUAAUUCUUUACUAACAGUAAUUAGAGGGAAUGAUUUUUUUUUAAAAUUAUAAAUAUGCGUGUAUCACAGCACACCUCAAAUGGAUUCAUACCCUUGUUACAUUUCAACAAAAGCAUGAGUCAACAGUAAUAAAAACAUUUGACAGUUGUAUUUCAGUUAAAAAUGGGUAUAUUCCUUAUUCUGUAUGAGGCAACAUAUGUUCUUUGCAGCGAAUAUAUAUUUAUAACACACAGAGACAGCUGUGAUUCACACAACAUAUUUUUGACUGUGUCUAGCUCAUUAGCUGUUAAUCCCUACUUAAAAAUGGACAUGCUAUCUAAAACAUCAUUUAUAGAUCACAAAAGUGUUUAAUAUAGUGCAUUACAUUUCUUUAAUACCUAAAAAAACUGUUGUAGUGUUUAUGGUGCCAGUAGUGUCACAGGGUAAGUAACCAGACCUUUUUAAAAAAACAAACCAAAAAAACCCUUUAUUUUUGUGUGAAAGUCUUGUCAUAAAUAUAACACAGUAUUUGAUGUACAUAAAAUACAUGAGAUAGGUAUCGACAUUUUCCAUUGCACAUCUCCUUUUCUCCGUUUGUUAGUUGAACUUAUCUUGUACUGCAUACAACUAAGACAAUUCACUUUUUUGUUUAUAUAACUUACAUAUAAAACUAGCAGUAUGCAUCAAUCAAAACCUUCUGAUCUAUUAAGUGUUCGGGUUCUUAAGUAGUGUAAGAUAUUCGGGUGGGGAAUUGUCACCUGUCCCUCGUAUCAUGGUCCUGGUCCAGCCAGGGGUGUAACCAGACCUUUUGAGAACAGUUUAACCAUUGGCAUUCUCUGGUCAUUAGCUCCACUGAGAUAGCACUGCCACACAAUGAACUUCCAGAAGCACAGGAGGAUGUACCUGGCGGACCCCAGGUAAGUUGUCAAACCAGUCUCAAAUGGUUACUACUGACUAUUGGGGGGCCAGGGCACUCCUGGCACCGUAACCACUACAUGCUGCUGACAUAGAUAACAGUAAGCUUUGAAGAAUUUAAAUGUUACAGGUAAUAAAUUAGUGAUAAAUCAUGCAGGAAUCUUACAUUAUAUACAUUUUACAUACUGCAGGGCAAAGCAUUUCACAUGCUCUCAGUGGACAUGCAAUUUUAUUUGCCCAGGAAAACAUGACUAAACCCUCAAUUGCUAAAAUUGGAAUUUUUGCAUAAUUUAAGAAAACAUAACUGUUUUGGAAUGUUCUUCAGCUAUAGUGUCAGCUUGCCUAUCUUAGCCUGUUUGGAUAUAAAUUUGCUGCAGUCCAGAGGUCGGUAAAUAACCCCGUAUGUAUGCUGCAAAGUUAUUAUGCUUGUGAUGAUCUUUAAAGGGACACUAUAAGCACCAAAACAACUUUAGUUUAACAGAAUGAUGUUGGUGAAUAGAUCUUGCCCCUCCAGCCUAAGUGGUCAUCCGCCAUACAAGAAUUAAAUCACUUUGUUUUUGCCCUUUUCACACCUCCCUGCGUAUGGCCUACACAGUCCCCCUACACAUUUUCUGUAAAGAGAUAUCUAAUGUUUAAACUUCCUUUAUUGCACAGUCUGUGUAAUGUUUAAUUUCUUAUCUCUUACUGUUAAGCACCUGCUAGAACUUGCAUUAGCCUCCUGCCUGUGAUUAAAGUUUAAUUAACAGAGCAGGAGAUAAACACACUGCUGUCAGAUCUGAUUGAAAAUAAAACCAUGUUUUCAUGCAGGCUGUGUCACAGGUAGGGGCACUAGGGCUGCAUAAAUUGAAACAAAGGUGAUUUAACUCCUAAGUGGCAGAGAAUUGAGCAGUGAGGCUGUAGGAAAAUAAUAUAUGCACUAAAACUGCUUCAUUAACCUAAAGUUGUUUUGGUGCUCAAAGUAUCCCUUUAAUUUAAACAAAUAAAGCUAGGUAUAUAGGAAUGCGUAUAAAAGAUGCAGAAUACAGGAUACCUUUGGUUUUAUACUCUAGGGCACGGCUUUACAAAUUCCAGAUGCCAGAACGCCAUGGUGGCAAGGAAUUUUGUCCUGGCUCCUGAGUAUUUGACAGUCUUUUCAUUCCUGAGGCAGUUGGCUGUACCAAAUGAAGCUCAAUGGCGAGGGAGCUAUCCUCUUCCUGCUCUGCUCCCUCUCUCACCCUGCUGUGAUGCUGGGAUAUGACGUCACUCCUGCCCCAGCAUCACUAAACAGUGCUGAGGGAGCAGAGCAAGAAGAACAGGAAGAUAACAGCAGCCACACUAAACCCCAAGUAAAGGAUCUACUCCAGCUCUCCUAAAGCUUGGGUGAACAUCAAUUAUAAUAAAAGAAAUACAUUGUGUGUGUGAGAGAAUGUGUGUCUCUGUCAGUGAGUGAGUGAGUGAAUAUGUGUGUCUGUCAUUGAGUGUGUGUGUCAAAUCAGUGGGUGUCUGUCUUAUGUGUAAAUUUAAAGAAACACUAUAGUGUCAUGUAUAUAAACUAUUUGGGUGACCAGGUCCUCCUCCGAUCACCUGGGAAAGGUAUUUUUACUCACCUUUUUUCCCAUGCCACGUCGGUCUCGCCCCCUCUGGCUCUGCCUCCAUGGUUGAGAUUAUCAGUCUUAAUGAUCUCAGUCAAUCCCAUAGGAAAGCAUUGGGAGGCUAUUGCACACAUGUGGCAAAACCGCAUAUCCUCAUAGAGAUGCAUCUUUAUGAGGAAGGUUCAGGGUCUCUAUGCACAGCGUGGAGAUUCUGUAUGUAGGUGCUGCACACUGUGCAGCAUUGGACUAGGAAGCACCUCUACUUACUGUGUGAGUGACUGCCACUAGAGGUGUUAGUAGGCAGCAAUGUUAACACUGCUUUGUCUCAGAAAAAGACUGCAGGGACAUGUUAUAGACACCGGAACCACUACAUUAAGCAGUAUGGGUUCUGGUGACUAUAGUGUCCCUGUAAUAUCUAAUAUUUUUGUUGUUUAAAAUAAAGCUUUGUUAGUUUAAAAAAAAAAAUGACUCCUAAUUUUUUUAGUUGGCUCUUAGAUUCAAAGCAAAGUUGUGAAGGCCUGCUCUAGGCACUAUAACCACUUCAUAUAAUUGAUUUGCAUGUUGUGUCUGGUGUUCCAUAUUGCAGUAGCUCCAUUCAGUAUUAAAUAAUUUAUUAUUAUUUUAUUAUUUAUAUAGCGCCAGCAAAUUCUGGCGCUAUAUAAAUAUAUAUAUAUGAAGGAGUGUCCUUGGCCGCCCACAUUUCGAUAGUCUGCUAAAGAUUACCACUGCUCAUUGCUGCUUUGGCUAAUGCUCCCUUACCUGAGCAGCACAGAAGUGACAGACAGCUGGGGACUCCAGACACCAUAACCGCUUUUAGUAAAAUUAGGCCGUUACAGUGUCUUUUUAAUGGAACCAUUCAGUAUUUUCCUAGAAUACCUAUGCUAGUUUUACAAUUAAGUCACUGCUAAAGUAACAUUUUUAUGUUUGUGUUAGAUAUUUUUCUAAUUGUUAGAAAUGCUACAAAUGUAUGCCGAUCUAAUUAUAAAACAUUAUAUAGCACAGCAAGAUACUUUUGGAUCGUUGUGUAAUUCUCACAUAUACAAUUAGACCCUGUAGGGCUUGGCUCUGUAUACAAGCUCAGCUUGUUUCCAGUCUAAUUUACUCAAAUGCAAUGGUAUCCUACAGGCUACCAGUGUACAUAGGGAUGCCAAAAUUGGCAUUUUUAUCUGCCAUAUAUAAGCUCACAGAAUGAAAUCAAUUUAUCUUAGUGGGGUUUCUAUUUAUUGAAUUUCGUUAGGGAUAUGUGUGGUGUGUAUGAAUCAGACAGGCUGCAAAUAGGGAAAAUCAGAAGGUUACAUAUCAAGAUUGUUGUAUUAGCUAGAAUCUUUAUAUUUCAUUUUAGAGAUAUACAUUUUAUUGGACAAGAAACAGAAAUUGAUAAAAACAUCUUUUGCACACAAGUAAAAUGUUUAGCUUUAUAAUACAAAAAUAUACUCUAUUUUUCUUUUUUUUUUAUAAAUCCAGUCGAGUAUUGUUGUGUAUGUAGUCUUAGAUCACAUGUAGUCCUCUAUUGGCUGCUGAACUACAAAUCCCUAAUGCUUUGCCAGCCUACUAGAAACAGAACCUUAGUAUGAAUAGCACUUGUGAAUGUAUUAAUUAACCAUGGAUGACAGUGGUCGUGUGAAUUUGUCCUGUUUAUGCUGGAUGCCUUUUAUGGAUCUCGUUUGUAUGAGUUCUGUAAGAAUUAAAAUUUUGGAAUUGGUCAAUAAUUUUAAUAAGUUACAGAAAUUGGGUAUUAAUACAGCACACACGUAAUGAUUUGGCCAUUUUCUGGGACUAGUUUAUUUGCUGCAUUUACUUUGUGCCUUACCUGCUCUGCUUUAUUCAAUUCCAUACAUUCUACACACAUAUAAGAAUUGAUACAUUGCAUAUGAAUUACAGUUAAAGGACCACUAUAGUGCCAGGAAAACAUACUCGUUUUCCUGGCACUAUAGUUCCCUGAGGGUGCCCCCACCCUCAGGUUCCCCCUCCCGCCCGGCUCUGGAAAGGGGAAAGGGGUUAAAAUCACAGUGAGAAGCACGCAAGCGCCUCUAGCGGCUGUCAAUGAGACAGCCACUAGAUGAAAUAGGGGAAGGCUUAACCCAUUCAUAAACAUAGCAGUUUCUCUGAAACUGCUAUGUUUAUGAAAAAAUGGGUUAACCUUAGCUGGACCUGGCACCCAGACCACUUCAUUAAGCUGAAGUGGUCUGGGUGCCUAGAGUGGUCCUUUAACCAAUACAAAAUGCAAAACUGAAGCAAAAGAGAUGCUUCCCCCUCCCCUCCCUCCACCCCCAGAUCUGCUCAUUAUCCUUACAUUUUGCAAUUUGGUAUUCACUUUGCUACAAUUUGGUAUUAAGGAAAUAGAGAGAAUGGUAUCUAAUGUAAGCUGUUCUUCCUGAUUUUUAAUUGAUUUUCAUUAAUCUGGGCAUCCAUUAAAUCCAUUCAGUUGUAAAGGGCCACUGAAGUCACCCAGACCACUUCCUCUCAGUGAAGUGGUCUGAGUGCAGAGUUACUCUCUUUCUAUAGGAACAUCAGUGUUUACAUUGCACGGUUAAAGGGUCUCCCCAGACCUCUAAAGCACUUUAGCUUUAUGUGUAAAGAGUGGCUUUCAAGCCGACAACAAGUAAUGUUAUUUCCUGGUUUCGUUAGCUCAAUGCAGUUGACCUCAAGAGGCAGCAAUUGCCAAAAACAUUGUUUUGAUUUUGGGGUAUAUUUUUAAAUGUUGUACUUGGGCAGUGUAUUUAAAACCAUCACCUUUCAAUUCCUCACAUGGUGGAUUUCUUCAUCUUUAAUGAAUGGACUUCCUUAUUGCAGCAUUAGAUGGCUAUAUACCACAGGGCACCACUUUUUACCUACUGCCUAUGAGCAUACAUAAGUGAUAUAUGCGAAGACAACGUGUGGUUGUAUCUAGGUUUGCCAGAUACAUCAUGUUUACCUGGGCACAGACAUCUUAUUCAGGCUGAUAGCAAGUGAGAAGUGCUUCCAUGUUAUACCAGCCCCAUAAUGCAUCAUGCCAGCAUAGUGUGCAGAUAUGGAAGUAGUAGGGGGAAAAAACUGAAAACUAUCACUCAAAAAUUAAAUAAAUCACUCAUAGGGCUUCAAAUAAACAAAAGAGCGGAGCUCAGAACAGAGAAGCUAUGUAAUGAUGAUAAUUCACAAAAUAUACAAGUGAUGCAUAAUAUUAAAUGUAUGCUUACUAAUGCAAGGAGCCUAAAUAACAAAAUGGGGGAACUAGAGGCAGUUAACUUAAAUGGGUACAUGUUAUUUAGGAAGGAUAGGAAAAACAAGAAGGGUGGUGGGGUAUGUUUUUAUGUCAACCAUGACUUAAAGCCAAAUCUUAAGCAAAUGGAAUGCGAUGAGGAAAAUGUGGAAGCUUUAUGGGUAAAUAUCUGCUUGGGUGAAAAGAAGGGAAGCCAACUAUUGGUUGGGAUAUGUUAGAAACCACCUAAUGUUAAUAUUGACGAGGAACAACAGCUGUUUGAGCAAAUUGAGAAAGCUGCAAAUCUGGGUAACACUUUUUAAUUAUUGGAGAUUUUAAUUACCCGGACAUAAAUUGGCACAGAGGGACUAGUGCCUCAGCAAAGGGAAUUAGGUUUUUAAACUUGUUAAAUGACACCUUCAUGUCACAACUUGUACAAGCACCAACUAGAAUGGACGCUUGUCUGGACCUGGUUUUAACAAACAACGUUGAUCUUUUGACCAACAUUCAAGUAGGUGAGCACUUGGGAAAUAGUGAUCACAAUAUAGUGUCCUUUGAAACUAACUCAAAAAAAAACAAAAGCACAUGGGGUUUACUAAAACAUAUAAUUUUUAAAAGGCCAAUUUCAAUAAGUUAAGGUAAGCUUUACAAUAUAUUGACUGGCAUAAACUCUUUAGUGAAAAUAACACUGAGGAUAAAUGGAUCAUCUUCCAACAAAUAUUAGAAAGGUACAUUUAUCAGUAUGUUCCAUUGGGAAAUAAAUAUAAAAGAAACAAAUUAAAACCAAUGUGGCUUAGUAGAGAAGUAAAACAAGAGAUUAAAAAUAAGAAUAGGGCAUUUAAAGCAUUUAAAUCGGACAAAUCGGAUGCAUCUUAUAAAAGAUAAAAGGAAGCAAAUAAUGAAUGUAAAAGGCAAUUAGACGUGUUAAACUUCAAAAUGAAAAAAUGAUAGCUAAAGAGAGCAAAACCAACCCCAAAGCAUUUUUUAAGUACAUCAAUUCUAAAAAACCCAAAAAUGAAAGUGUAGGUACACUAAAACCUGAAACGGGGGUGUUAGUUAAUGAAGACCAGGAAAAGGCAGGAAUUUUAAAUAACUAAUUUCUCCUCUGUAUAUAUUAAAGGACCACUCUAGGCACCCAGACCACUUCAGCUUUAUGAAGUGGUCUGGGUGCCAGGUACCUCUAGGAUUAACCCUUUUUUUUUAUAAACAUAGCAGUUUCAGAGAAACUGCUAUGUUUAUACUGAGGGUUAAUCCAGCCUCCAGAGCCUCUAAUGGCUGUCUCAUUGACAGCCACUAGAAGCGCUUGCGUGCUUCUCACUGUGAAAAUCACAGUGAGAGCACGCAAGCGUCCAUAGGAAAGCAUUGUAAAUGCUUUCCUAUGCGACCGGCUGAAUGCGCGCGCGGCUCCUGCCGCGCAUGCGCAUUCAGCCGAUGACGUCGCGAGCAAGGAGGAGAGGAGGAGUACAGCUCCCCGCCCGGCGCUGCAGAAAGGUAAGUGUUUAACCCCUUCCUCUCCCCAGAGCCGGGCGGGAGGGGGACCCUGAGGGUGGGGGCACCCUCAGGGCACUAUAGUGCCAGGAAAACGAGUAUGUUUUCCUGGCACUAUAGUGGUCCUUUAAGGAAGAACCCAUGGCAAUAGAUGUGCAAAUGAUUGCUACUAAAAAUCCUUGCCUGGAAAUUAUAGACCUGUGAGCUUAACUUCUGUGACUGGUAAAAUAUUUGAAAGGUUAUAAAGGAAUAAUAUUCAAGAAUUCCUUGAGAAGAACAUGGUUAUCAGCAAAAUCAGCACGGUUUUAUGAAGCACAGGUCAUGUCAAACUAACUUGAUUGCGUUCUACGAAGAAGUAAGUAGAAGUAUAGGUCAGGGUGUUGCCGUGGAUGUGAUCUAUUUGGAUUUUCCCAAGGCAUUUGAUACAGUUCCAAACAAUAGAUUAGUGUUCAAACUCAAGGAAAUCGGUCUAGAUGAAAAUGCUUGUUCUUGGGUAGAACAUUGGCUUAAAAACAGAGUACAAAGAGUUGUCAUUAAUGGUAAAUUUUCAAGCUGGACAAAGGUGGCAAGUGGUGUCCCUCAGGGGUCUGUUCUGGGACCCCUUCUAUUUAACAUGUUUAUAAAUGAUCUUGAAGACAGCAUUGAAAGUCAGGUUUGUAAAACUUUGUAAAAUAAUACAAUGUGAGCAAGAUAUUACUUUGCUGCAGAGGGAUUUAGAUAGACUGGGGGACUGGGCACUCAAAUGGCAGAUGAAAUUUAAUGUUGAAAAAAUGCAAAGUUAUGCACUUCGGCGUAAAGAAUACACAAGCAACGUAUACCCUUAAUGGAAGCGAAUUAGGGAUAACAACACAUGAAAAGGACUUGGGAAUUGUUAUAGACAAUAAACUAUGCAACAAUGUGCAAUGUCAAUCAGCAGUGGCCAAGGCCAGUAAGGUAUUGUCAUGCAUGAAAAAGGGCAUUCAAUCUCGGGACGAGAAUAUCAUUUUGCCUCUUUAUAAAUCACUGGUAAGACCCCAUAUUGAAUAUUCUGUGCAAUUUUGGGCACCUGUUCUAAAGAAGGAUAUUAUGGCACUAGAAAAAGUGCAGAGGCGGGCUACAAAAUUAAUAAAAGGAAUGGAACAUAUCAGCUACGAAGAGGUUAACAAAUUUAAACCUAUUUAGUUUAGAAAAACGUCGCCUGAGAGGGGAUAUGAUCACAUUAUACAAAUAUAUUCGGGGCUAAUACAAACCAUUGUGUGGAAAUCUAUUCACAAACUGGACUUUACAUAGGACACGAGGCCAUGCGUUUAGACUGGAAGAAAGAAGAUUUCGUCUAAGGCAAAGGAAAGAUUUUUUUACUGUAAGAACAAUCAGGAUGUGGCAUUCUUUGCCUGAAGAAGUGGUUUUAUCAGAGUCCAUACAGAUGUUCAAACAGCUACUAGAUCCAUACUUGCAAAAACAGAAUAUUCAAGGAUAUAAUCUUUCAAUGUAUGGUAAUAACUGCUUGAUCCAAGGAUAAAUCUGACUGCCAUUCUGGGGUCAAGAAGGAAUUUUUUUCCUAGGUUGUUGCAAAAUUGUGCUUCAAACUGGGUUUUUUUUGCCUUCUUUUGGAUCAACAGCAAAAAACAAAUGUGAGGAAGGCUGAACUUGAUUGACGCAAGUCUCUUUUCAGCUAUGUAACUAUUGUAAGCAGACAUGCAUUUGCAUGUAAUCUAUGUUUCAGUCCAUUUUCUUGAUAUAUUAAGGAAAGUUUGGUCAUUUGGACUGAAAUUGUGAAUGUAUGCUAUUGCACAGCAGUAAAAAACAUUAUCUUGUUUUUUUUAAGUAAUAAGAGUGUACUCUUUGGCUUACAACUGGAUCAAUUUCAAUCAAUGCCAAUUCAAUUCCCAUAGGAAAGCGCUGGGGGGCUUUUGCACAUGUGUGUCAAAAUGCUGCGCUUCACCGCACCAAUCAUCAUCUCUAUGGAGAGUGAUCAGCGCCUCCAUGCAAAGUGUGCAGCACUGGACUAGGAAGAAUCUCUAGUAGCUGUCUGAGUGACUGUCGCUAGCGAUGUGCCUAGCAAUGUAGACACGGCCUUUUAUCUGAAAAGGUAGUAUUUACAGUGCUCAGCCUACAGGGACAGGCUAGAGACACCAGAACCACUACAUUAAACUGUAGUAGUUCUGGUGACUAUAGUGUCCAUUUAAUACAACGUCUUUCUCUCACCAGUCAACUCAGAGUUACGGGGAGAGCAGGAGACACAAGUGAAGAUGCAUUUUGUUUGUGUCUUUCUCCUCCAAGCCCCUUUCAUGUGUCUCUUAGCCCCAGCCCCAUUGUCUCUUUCUCCCUUUCCCCAGCCCUUCUGUGAGUCUCUUUCCCAGGCCUCAGCACCUCUGUGCAUAUUUCCCCACAGCUCCUCUAUGUGUCUCAUUCUCCCCUUUCCCAGCCCCUCUGUGUGUCUCUUGUUCGUCUUCCUCAGCUCCUCUGUGUGUCUCCUGUUCCCUUUUUGCAACCUCUCUGUCUCUUUUUCCCCACACACCUCCUUGUGUCUGUUUACGCCACAGCCCUCUAUGUGUCUCAUUCCACCAUCUCCAGUCUUCCAUGUGUCUCAGUAUCUCCAGCCCUCCAUGUGUCCUAUUAGCCCUCCCUCCUUCCAUAUAGCCCCCCAGCCCUCCAUGUGUCCCACUAGCCCACCCUUCCAGCCCUCCGUGUGUUCUUAUGCCCCCUCACAGCCCUUCACAAGUCCCUAUGUCCCCUCACAGCCCUGUAUGUAUCUAAUUAGCCCUCUCAUGUCUCUCAGUAGCACCCCCAUGUUUCGCAUUAGCCCCCCAGACCCUCCCUCCCAGCCCUCUGUGUCCCUCUAGCCCCCUCCCAGCCCUCAAUGUGUCUCAAUAGGCCCCCUCCCAGCCCCCUGUAUCACAAUAGGCCCCCAUGUGUCCCACUAGCCGUGUCUCCUAGCCCCCAUGUGUCCCAUUAGCCCCCUCCCCUAAUAUGCCGGCCUAUCGGGAAAUUUCCCGGUAUCCCAGUGGGCCAGUCUGGCCCUGCCUGAAGUUUGUACAAUUCAUAACCCGCUAGAAGGAAUUCAAUCAAUUAAUUUCAAAUUUAAUACCAUAGUAGCCUAACUGAAAGCAUAGCUGAAUUAGAAAAUAUUUUAAUUUUGACCUUAAACUUGAAAAUUCAAUCUGAAUUCUCACUUUAGUGAAUAAUCCUGAAAAAUGAAACGCAUUGUUUUGUUGUUUGAUUUCCAUCCUGCAGCAUUUCUAUUCUGCAGAACAGCAUUUUCCAUGUGGUGACCAUUAUCACUAUGAGGAAAUUUUCAGGAAAACGUGGCUAAUCUAGCAGGCCUGGGUGGAGUGUUUGAGCAUUGAGCACAGAUGAGGAGGGUUAAUGGACCAGAAGAGAUGUAGUUCAGCAACAAAGCUGACUAGUACAUACGUGUUGGUUGAAUAUCAUGGGAAAUGUAUUUUAAAAAAGCAUCACUAUUCGUGGAUGCUUCCUAGUGACCUAGGGAAUCAAGCUGACCUAUUUAAAGGUACAUUAGUAUUGGAAAUAAAAGGAUUAGGUUAUAGGAAAAUGCAUUCCUGCUGUGUUAGCUUCAGGGUAAAUCAGAAUUGUACACCUCACACAUGGCUCUAUGCGGGUAUUCUGCCAAGGCUCAUAACAUUGUAUUGCAGCAUCCAAGAGGCAGAAUGACACAAUGCAAAAUGUGUUCUGCACUCAAGGUCACCUUCAGAUGAAUUCGGGGACAAGUGCAGCUAGAAUAAAUUGUAAUAACGUCAUACUGUUUAGUCAGGCUUUAGUAUAAUGUGCUUGGAAAAUGCCUUCAGAUCUUGAGCGCAGAUUUUAUUUUAAAUGUCUAAAAUGACAUUAAAAAAAAAGAAGCAUACUUCAAAGAAAAUUAUGUAUGUGGCUGACUGAUAUUUUGACGAUUAUAUGUAGUAUGAUAAUUCUAUAGCCAGUAAGAUUAGGUCUCAAAUCUUGUGUGUUUAUCAAGGUUGUUGAUUACCAGGGACUUGCAAGAUUGUGACAUUUUACGCCAAACAGCUGAGUUUAAAAAAUAGAUAAAUUAGGGGAUAUUUUAAUUUCAGCUAUUUUGUGACUUAACCUCGGCUUCUCUGAUCGAAUUGUAACAAAUCAUGGUUUAGUGAAUAAACAUUUCAGAGUUUAUUCACUUUAUACAUAAAAAUUUAGGCAGGCAUUUAGGGAUUUAUUCACUAAACAGCGAAUUGUGGUGAAUUAAAAUAACCAGCCUCUGACAAAAAGCAGAGUUGUAGGAUAUUGUCAACUUGACUCCUUUCAUCUGAAUUUGGCAAUGCGUGCUUUAAAACCUCUUUCUAAUAAAUUAAAUGGUGUCCGCAAUGCUGAACUUUAACUUGAGAAAAAUUCUCCAAAUCAACCUUGUUUUCAGUUUGGCUAUUUUAGCUUUAAAGGAACAGACCAGAAACCACAUCCACUUAAUCUUAAUGAAGUGGUAAUGACGUCCGGAGUCCCCAGGUCAUGUUUUACAAUCUUUUAUUAUACAAAAGUACUGUCCCAUGCACCCAUUGGCUCGCACUGGUUUUCUGCUCUGCUUAUCUCUUAUCCUAUCACUGGCCACCUCUCACAAAACAACAUACGUACAUUUUUAACCUUUACUCAUGACGGGCAUCAGCUGGCUCUUUCAACCUGUCUCUGUUGCCUCUUUGCUUCUCAAACUAAUGCUUUUGCAUUACCAAUCCAUCAAAGGAGAGACAGAAGCCAUGCACCCAGGGACCCUACUUCUGUGUUAAAACCACGUACUAUAGAAUUUUCGACAUAUCAUAGUUUAGUGUAUAAUCCUGUAUCCAUAUAUAUGUGAUUGUUUGUUUAUGAAAUAAUUAUGUAGCCAACCUAUAUUUAUUUUAGGAUUAGAUAUUUUUAUAAACCGGUCUGGUUGAAAGGAAAAAAUUUUUUUUCUUUAUUUGAAUAUAGCUUGUUAAGCAAGUACUGAUACAUGCUUUGAAUAUCAGCUGAUGGAUAAAGAAAUAUGUUUGUGUUUAGUGGGAUAUGAUAUUUGCCUGUCAUUUAAUCAUUCUUAGGUGUUACCAUAAGGUGUAUUUUAUAAAGGCUGAAACUGUAGCAGAAAAUUGGGCUUCCAAAAUUUGGGAAAUACUUUCCUGGUAUUAUACAUAUCCAAACGUUAAGCAAAUUGUGUGAAUAAGAUUUUAUCUCAAAUGUGUGUAUAUAUAUUUUUUUAACAAAAACUCUGUGUAUAGGCACUCUUUUAUCCGUGUUUGGUGCAAGGUAUCAAGGUGGCCCAUGUACCUCCUAACAUACAAUGUAACAAAAAAUGAUACAGCACUCAAUAAUUUUAGGUAUAAUUCAUUACUUCAUUUAAUAAUUCAUUAAUUUUGUAAAUAUAAUAAUAUAUGAGUAUAGUUCAUUAAUUUUGCAGAUUUGAUAAUAUAUACAAAAAAAUAGGACAAUAUGUAUAGUAGAAACAAUAUAUCUUGUGACAACCAAUAUUACUCCAUGUAAAUAAGUCCCUACAACAUCCGACUUCUAAAUUAUCAAUAAUACUAAACUGCAUUAAUAUAUCUGAAAGUCUGGAUUACCAUCCAAAGAAGCGAAAAAAAAAUAAAAAAAAUAUAAGAAAUGAAAAAAAUAAGAAAAAAACAAAAAGUGAAAAAAAAAUGAGAAAAGAAUAAGAAAAAAAUAUAAAGAAAUAAUGUAUAUACAGUCCCAGUGUGUACACACUAUAAUAUAUGGGUGGAUCUCACCACAAUUUCCAAGGGUAUGGGUCCUGUUUCAGGCAAAAUCUCAGUAUAUGCACCAAGUUGAUGAACUGGCCGCAGUACAGUAAUAUAUCCCUGUGGUUGUUGUAAACUUCUUAUUUCUCCCGGGUUGUAUAUACAGUAUCUCCCUGUUGUCGUUAAGGUACCGGACUUCCUCUCCGUCUUUCAGUGUAGGGUCUUGGGCUGCGCGCCCGGGACCUUAGAAGUCCCUUCGAUGGCCCAUAUAUAUUUUUUAAGUAACCUUAGAAUGACUUAAUAAAGUUGCAACAUUUAAAUACUACGCAGCCCACUGAGCUAUCAUACUCUCUCUUUUAUAGUUUGAUAUUUAUGAGUACCCAGAUUCAUAGUUGGAUAUUUGAGUGUUUUAUGUAUUAACAGGUAAAGUUUUGUGAUUUGAGAACUGAAUUGUAACAUUUAAACCAAAAAUUGCAGUGAAGAGUUUUAAAUAGCUUCUGUUUUGUCGCAAAUGUUCUCAUUUACCAUAAUUUAGUUUGAUGUAUUUAGAGCAGUACAGUGAGGAGGUCUGUGCCUGCCGAGGCUCAGCCCAAGUACUGCUGAUACUGGGAGGUAAUGCUACAUUACCAGGGUUAAUUGGCAGAAGUACUUUAUGAUAAGGAGACCGUUCCAACUACAGCUAGAGCUGGUCAUUUGGCAUGAUUUGAAAUAAAAUUUGCUGUCAACAGGCUCUUUAUACCAUUUCCAAUAUAAUGAGCUUGAAGUGCCCUUUUAACAUUAGAAGGUGCAGCACACUCCAUGUACAUGCAAUUGUUUAUUUUAUUUUAUCAAACAGGCAUUUGCUGUAAACCUUAAAAAAAUGCAUAUCAUUUGUUUUGUAGGGUGAUGCCUGAAUUUAUAAUGAAGCACUCCCUGCUGGGGGCUGAAUCGCCACAAGUUGGAGAAUUCUGGCUUUACGUUUGUCUGCGACGAUUCAGCGGUUUCCUGGCACAUGUCAUGGCUAUCGGUUUCACCAUCUUUAUGGUGAUACUUUCCCGGCCUGGGACUAGUGAGUAUCAACCAUGACUGUGGACAUGACUCGGUUAGAAAUUAGUAAAUUCUGUAAUAAUGACAAAUAGUUUUUAUUAAACCACUUAAAUACACUGAUUGUGUAGUGAGUGAAAUGGGAGUGAAUAUCAUGUAAUGUCUUUUGGAACUCCAUCAAAAUUUCAGUUAAAGCUGGCCUGCUGCUAGUCACAUACAUGCGAGGUCAAAUCCAUGUCAUGAUAUAUUAAAAGACUGUCGUUAUACUAUCCAUGAUUCUCUUACUGUCAAUUUCUAUGAUUCUCUUACUGUCAAUGUCAUGCCUAUCGAAUACUGUGUACUCUGCAUUCACAAUAAAAAUUGUCAUGGGUGGAAAAAAUACAUAUUUUCCUGAAGAUCCCUUCUACCUCCUCCAAGAUCUCGCCACUGGAUUGGAGGUACGUUAAUCCUUCUGUCUGAAGGUAUGGGUGCUGUAAUAAUUUCCAUUUCUUCUGUGUCUUUUUCCAGUCGAUUGGAAUAAUUAUUUUAUGUAUAUUUCUUGGGUUAAAGGCUUGCGACAUUAAUAUACGUCUGUAUUACUGAAAAGUACUAAUACGCAAUCUGACUUACGGUUUAUUCUUAUUUAUAUGGAUGUUCAAUAGCAGAUGGUAAUUGCUGGACUCCUGAAGGGAGAGUUACAUUGUUACAUAGCUGUACAGGAAGAAGAGCCGAGAGAGACCUAGUGUCCCUUUGUUCAGUUACUAUAUAGGUGUACCCAUACUGACGGCAGAGUAUAACUCUAGCCAUAUAAGGACAAGACCACAUUCCAGAAUUCUCAUACAAGAAAACCUUGUGACUUAUUGAUACCAUCUGUUACUUAUGUCAAUCCUGGCAUCUAUAAAUAAUCAAUAGAAACAUAGUAAAUGCAAUAUUCUACAGGUGCCCAGUGAUUUAAAAAGGCAAAACAACACUCCAACGUUUAUAAAUAACUCUGGAGUGUUCAUUUGGGUUUAAUUAUGUGUUAUUGAGAUAAGAUACAAAAAGAACAGUACAAUGACAAUGUCAAGGGACAUUGGUUAAAGGAACACUCCAAUGCCCAAAUUUUAAACUCACUGAUUAGUAGAUAUACCCCCCAACAAAAACAUUCAUGCAUUUAAUUCUGCAUUUUCUCAUUGGGAGUAUAUAUAAAAAGAGCUUGCGAAAGCCUGCAGAUCUCUUGUCUUAAGUGUUUGCAUGCCAUUCCCUACAAACCCCUCCCAGACUUUCUGUGGCUGUCCAACCACAGAUUUCCCAAUGCAGCUCAAUGAGAGGUAUUUGCAAGGCAGCUUCUAUGAGCAAUUGCCUGUCAGGAAAUAACAGGAAAUGUCUGAUUGACAACCAGGAGGCUGUAACAGGGUUAAUUUAAAAAAGUGUGAAUUUCUAUUGAAAUGUGCACCUUUUGUAAAAUGAAAAAAAAAGAGGAGCGAGCUAAAGUGCUUUAUGAGUCUGGGCUGUACCUUUAAAUUCAGAAUUAUUUAAUAAUAGCAAAAGCUUCUUCGUUGUAAAAAUAAUAGAAAAUCUGUUUAAUUUAGGGAGAGUAGAUGAUCUGUAACUGUUUUCUGUAAUCUGCAAUCAGACUUAUCAUGGAGAAGUAGUGCACAAGUAGAAGCAAGGAUGAAAAAAGGAUAAAAGGUGAGUUAAAGAGGGAUAGAGAAGGAAACAUUUGAUUUCUCUCUGAGAUAAGAGAGGUAAAGGUGUGUGUGUGAAAGGGGAGGGGGACGCCUGGUGAGUGAAACAUUGUGAAGUAGUAGAAAGGAAUGGGAUGGUGUUCAGAACCCAGUCCUCAAGUACCCCCUAACAGUCCAGGAUUUAGGGAUUACCCAGUUGUGUCUAAUGUGUUUUUGGAAAGAAAAACUUUACACACAACAGGGUAAUCCCUAAAUCCUGGACUGAUAGGGGGUACUUGAGGACUGGGUUGGGAACCCCUGCCCUAGAGGAAAAAUCAGUGAUAAUAGGAGUGGAUGGGUACUGAUCUACCCUAAGAUCUUUCCAUUUCCCAUUAGUUACAUGUGGUAUAUGAUGACAUUGUGUAGUCUGGGAACUCAGGGGCGGACAAGAAUUAGUGCCUCUAGUUGACGGAUAUUGCCUACUGCUUCCGCCCAGACCGUCAAUGAAGGCUGCAUAUGCUUUUUCUAUGAAAUUAUUUGUUUGGAUGCAUUGACUAACCAUAGAAUUACAGAGAUUUUGUGGGCUAGGAGUUGCAGCUGUAUCAGAAAGAGUUCUGUCAUCCAAUAAACAUUGUAUCACUCCGUAAAGCUCAGUCCAAAAUGGACAGAGUAUGGAAAGCAGGUCGCCAACCCCCUAUAAACAUCUCCAGCAUUUAUGUCUAAAAAGGAAUCUGUAUAUGUAAUGUGGGGUGUUUGAAAACAGUGAGUUACAGACUAAGUAAUAUUUCCCUGAGUUGUACAGAAGGAGAUCAUUUAUGAGUCAGAACUGUGUUACCCAAUUUUUGUAAUAAAUAUGUGGUCUGAAUGUAAUUAUCCAUGAAUUAGAUCCUAUCAAUUUCUCUGUUUAUACUAUUUGUAUCUUUAAAAAAAAAAAAAUCUAAAUAAAGAUUUGGCAGAGUCCCUUUAAAUGUUGACAUGCAAUGCAUGUAGUUUUAACAUCAUUUUACAAGGUAUACAUAAACAAGAGAUGGGUAAAUGGCUUUAUUUAAGCUACAACAUGUACAAGCUGUAGUAUCACUCAAAUAAACAAGGAAACAAAUUUUGCUUGCUGGCCUCUGAUGAUCUUCCAUUUCGAUAACUAAACAAAUACAGCUGUCAUUUACAAAUUAGUGUUUCCUUUUUUAGAUCCAGCAUGCUGACUUUACUCUUGACAGGUUUUACACUCUUUCGUGAACAACUUAAAGCGGCACUGUCAUGCCGAACUUACCUUUCCCCAAUAGAUUCCUCUUCUCUCACUCUGUCAGGAUCUGAUCUUCAUUUCUUCCUGUCUGCUCUAGUUUUCUUUAAAACAUGAGACAAAAUAGGGACUAUUUUGUCUUAUGGAGGAGUCCUACGCCUGACCAUCUCUGACCACCGGAGGAGCAAAGUGUGCUCUGUUUCCCGUGGUCAAAGAAAUUUUCCCACAAUUUUUACCUUUCCUCCGUGAUCUCAUAAUGCUUCCUGUCAGUAUUCCCAAACGUUCUGUCAUUUAGACAGAACGCUGGUGAACUACCGAAUUUUGUCCUAACAGAAUGAGAAAAGUUUGUUCAUUCAUGUUAGGACUCAAUUCGGGACGUUGCUCGUAUCAGAAUUUCAUUUGAAUGAACGAAAUUCCGAUCUGAUUCGUGCCGCAGUUGCAUCUUGCAGCCGCUUAGUAGAUAGCUCCCUAAUUCGCACGGUAUUAGGGAACUAUCUACAAAAAGGCUGAAAGUCCUAAAUUGGUCUUUCAGACAAAUUUACUAAUACUAAGUAAAAAUUACUUAGUAUUAGUAAAUUCUGCCCCUACUUGCUAUAUUGCGAGUAGGGGCAUGUCUAGUAAACAGUGAGCAGCCUGUGGCUGCUCACUGUUGUAAAAAAAAACCCCACAAAAAACCCUUAGUGUCUCCCUUCCCGAACCCCCACCCAUGCCGUGCGUGUGGGGUCUAUUAAACUAAAGGGGGUCCUAGCGUCCUCCUCCGGUCCCCACCCAUGAGCGGCGGGUGGGGGCCCUAAAUUAAAAUGGGGAGGGGAACCUAUUGUCCUAUUGUCUGAGGGCCGGGGGGAAAGGACAAUAGGUCCCCUCCUCCCCAUUUUCAUUUAGGGCCCCCACCCGCCACUCAUGGGUGGGGGCCUGAUGGGGGAGGACAAUAGGUCCCACCCCCCAUUUUCACUCUUGGGUGGAGGGCCAGGGGGGGGACAAUUUUCAUUUAAGGCCCCCACCCGCUGCUCAUGGAUGGGGGCUGGGGGGGGACACUAGGUCCCCCCUUCAUUUUAAUAGCCCCCACUGGCUUGGGAGAGGGUGGACAAAAGGGGGAUUAACAGUGCUCACUGUUUAGCAUACAUGCCCCUACUCGCGGCAUAGUGAGUAGGGACAUUCGGGAGAUUUUAAUCUCCAUUAUAAUAUUAUGGGGGUCAUUUUGACCCCCAUAAAGUGAGGGAGGACACGGGGGGCUUAGGAAAUGGCGGGGGGCAUUGCUCCCUGACGCUUUUAAAAAAAAAAAAAACAUAUUACAAGGAAGGAGCUGCGUGCCGGUAGCUCCCUCCUUGUAAUAAACCGAACGAACGAAGAAGUCUUCCUUCGUUUGUUUGAAAUUUCUAUUCAUUUUUACGUCUUUCUGAUGAAUGAAUGGAUGAAAUUCCCGUUCGCAUGCCCACGUUUUUAACUGGGCAUGCGCAGGAGUUUCAUAGCUCUAUCUAGUGUGGGCAGAUGACGUGACCCACAGGGACUUCAUCUACCCAUACAAAGAUGGCGGCGCCCAGAACCUAGGUCCGGGCAGAAAAUAAAGAUUAAAAAAUAAGUAAUAUGAGGGGCAUAGGGGCAUUUAGGAGUGACGAGGGGGACAAUUGGAUGUAGUGGAGUAGGGAGGGCGGUUAAAAAAACAUGGGAUUCGGCAAUGACAGUGCCGCUUUAAAGGGUCAGUCUAAGCACCAAAACUGUUUCAGCAUACUUAAGUAGUAUUGGUGUAUUGUCCUUGUCCCCUUCAGCCUUACCUCUUAAAGGGCAACUAUCAUUUGUCUUGAAAUUACACUGUUGAAUAAAGAUUAAAAAUUACAAUUAUUUAUAUAGCGCUAACAUAUUCCACAGGACCUUACAAUAGGUCAGGGGUAGGUAACCUUUGGCACUCCAGAUGCUGUGGACGGCAUCUCCCACAAUGCUCUUACAGUCAUAAUGCUGGCAAAGCAUCAUGGGAGGUGUAGUCCAAAACAUCUGCAGUGCCGAAGGCUGCCUAUCCCUGCAAUAGGUAAAUGAAAUAAAUACUAAACAAAAUAGAACAUGAUUUACAUACCAGAGCUGAAGGUUAAGAGGAUUCUGCCAAAACGAGUUUACAUUCUAAAAGGAUAAGGGAGAUAUACAUAAAGAUAAUGAAGUGACCAGUGUGUACCUGAGUGAUGGCUGGGGGUUGUUAGGUGGGAGAAAGUAAGAGUAAGGAAAUAGGGGAUGAGGAGUUCUCUAAAGUAAUGUGUUUUUAGGGAUUUUUCCAGGUCUGCAGAGAAAAGGAGAGUUUAAUCUACCAACCUCUAUGACAUUAAUCAUGUUAACCUUUUUUUGUAUUGCUGUGUUCUCUUGAAAAUGUAUAUUAAACAUUUAGCAAAUUGUAUCGCCUUCCUUUUUAGUUCAGUCAUAGCCAGGGGGCCCAUUGCAAAUGAACAGACAUAAAUUAAACAUUGUUCUGAUUUCUUUGUAUACUUCUAUGUAGUCUGCUGGGUUCAAGAAAGAACUUAUAACUUGGAGCCAAGAUGGAUGUGCCUAGUUGCACAAUAAGUGUGGAUUUCUACAUUUAAUUUUAUUUUUCACAGCUCACAAGUACAUAAUUGUUAAAUACUGGAGAGAGAAGGGGAGAAGUGAUAUUUCCCCUUUAAAACAUUCUGCAAAAAUUAGCCUUUUUUUCUGUAUGUAGGGUCAUCCUGAAAGGCAGUCAGACAUUUCUUCAGUUUUAGAGGUUUUAUCUAUAUUUUAUGUUCAUGUGGCACAGAUAAGGAUAUCUCUCCCCUCAGCAGAUUUCCGCACAUGGCGCACUUCAGAAAACUAUGAACUGAGCUGUGUGUAAACUGUUGGUGGCAGCUGUUGUGGUAUGGCUGCUUUUUGCUUAUAGAGCAGUGUUGUAUUUCCUGUGUGAUGAGUGGAAGCAAGAUCUACGAUAAGCUACUUAGUCUAUAACUUGUAGCUGGACAGGGGUUUGUGGAUUAAAACCAAACUCCAAAGACAAGAAUGAGAGGCUCCAGAUUGAUUUAUCCUCAUCUUUAUUAGGAAUUUAUCUUAGCAUAGAAUUGAAUACUGUAACAGAUGCCCUGUUUGUUGGAUUUAUCAUUUUAUUGUUGCUCUGAACUAUUUGCUACAAUCCUCUUCACCUAAACCAGCAUACGAAUUCAAACGAACAAACUGUACUCAAUUUGUUCGUUUACAAAACAUUUUACCGAAUGCUCGACCACCCAAGCCAGUCGUGUGCCGCCAAUUGACUUAUUUGACUCUGUGCCAAACCACAACCCCAACGUUCUAAGUGGUUCACUGGGUGGCCGUCGAUUCGUAUGCACAAAUAGUGGCGGCAGCCAUCUUGUUUUGUCGAACGCGUCCAGCGGGAUUUGGUCGUCGACUAUCUGGAACUAUUUUUGGACAUUCGAUCUCCCGAACACCGCUGAGACUUCCAGGACCACUUAGAUUUAUGAUAAUCCAUCCGAAGUCGGCUGCAUUCUGUAGAAAUUAUAUAUGAAUAAAGCGGCACACGACCAUCAAACGCACAAACGAUUAUGUGAACUGUUGUUCGACAUUUUAUAAUUCACGAAAGAGACCAUCCGCACCAGCUGAAUUCAUGGUACUAUUCUGGGCAGGAGCCUCGUGUGCGGCCGGGCAGAAGCUAACUCCCGAACCCCUCAACCGAUUCACAUGAUUUUUUAAUAUGUUGUUCCUCUAACUAUGGACGAUAAGAAAAUAUAUGUUUUAUGGGAUUUGGAUGUGAUUUUGGGGUAUUUCUGAAAAUGGGUAAAAAAUUGUCCUUUUUUCGUUUGGAGAUAAUUGAGUUGAUAUAGUAAUUAACUCAAUUAUCUCCCAAGCAGAGGUGAGGAAUUUUGUGUAAUGAAUGGGAGUAUUUUAUUAUGUGACUCAAUGUUUAUUGGUUGUACACUGUUUGUGCCCAGCUAGGUCCACCUGGAUGGUAACUUUUUGGGAAUAAGUGUAUAAAAGGCCAGCCCAGCCCAUUAAAGGACCACUCUAGGCACCCAGACCACUUCAGCUUAAUGAAGUGGUCUGGGUGCCAGGUCCAGCUAGGGUUAACCCAUUUUUUCAUAAACAUAGCAGUUUCACAGAAACUGCUAUGUUUAUGAAUGGGUUAAGCCUUCCCCUAUUUCCUCUAGUGGCUGUCUCAUUGACAGCCACUAGAGGCGCUUGCGUGCUGCUCACUGUGAUUUUCACAGUGAGAGCACGCCAGCGUCCAUAGGAAAGCAUUAUGAAUGCUUUCCUAUGUGACCGGCUGAAUGCGCGCGCAGCUCUUGCCGCGCGUGCGCAUUCAGCCCAGGAGGAGGAUCGGAGGAGGAGAGCUCCCCGCCCAGCGCUGGAAAAAGGUAAGUUUAACCCCUUUUCCCCUUUCCAGAGCCGGGCAGGAGGGGGACCCUGAGGGUGGGGGCACCCUCAGGGCACUAUAGUGCCAGGAAAACGAGUGUUUUCCUGGCACUAUAGUGGUCCUUUAAAGCUUCAGAUCUGCUUAACCCUCAACACUUAGCCUUGUCUCAUCCACAUUGUAGUGGUUAUGGUGUAGGAAUAUUCCUUUAACCCCUUAAGGACCAAACUUCUGGAAUAAAAGGGAAUCAGGUGAUAUCACACAUGUCAUGUGUCCUUAAGGGGUUAAAGGAACACUUUAACAUAAUUAACAUUAAUUGUUAUGUAAAAAUCUCCAUAAAAUUAAUCUGUCAUCCAGCACCGGGGGGGGAGGGGGGGGUCUUCUCAACCAAGAGGAGCCAAAUGAGAGACUACAGGAAUAGGUUGGUUGCACCAAAAACAAAAUACAGCAAUCAUGCAAACUUAAAUAUGUUUACACUCUGUUCCAAAUUAUUAUGCAAAUUCUAUUUCAGUGUCACAAAGAUUAAAUAUUUUGUUUUUCAGUUUAACUCAUGGAUGGCAUUGUGUCUCAGGGCUCUUUCACUGAAAACAAUCUCGGGCACCUGUGAUAAUUAGAUUGCCAGGUGAGCCCAAUUUAAGGAAAAAAUAUUAAUAUUAAUAUUAAGCAGAGCACCAUUUUCAUGCAAUAUGGGGAAGAAAAAGGAUCUCUCUGCUGCCGAAAAGAGUGAAAUAGUUCAAUGCUUUGGACGAGGUAUGAAAACAUUAGAUAUUUCACGAAAAUGUAAGCAUGAUCAUUGCACUAUUAAGAGAUUUGUGGCUGAUUCAGAGCACAGACGGGUUUGUGCAGAUAAAGGCACAUUGAGGAAGAUUUCUGCCAGAUCCAUGAAUCGGAUCAAGAGAGCAGCUGCUAAAAUACCAUUAUAUAGCAGCAAACAGAUAUUUGAAGCUGCUGGUGCCUCUGGAGUCCCACGGACAUCCAGGUGUAGAGUCCUCCAGAUUCUCCAUUCGGCCACCACUAACCAAUGCUCACAAGCAGAAACGGCUGCAUUGGGCAUAAAAAUACAUGAAGACUAAUUUUCAAACAUUCCUGUUCACUGAUGAGUGCCGUGCAACCCUGGAUGGUCCAGAUGGAUGGAGUAGUGGAUGGUUGGUGGACGGCCACCCUGUUCCAACAAGGCUGCGACGUCAGCAAGGCGGUGGUGGAGUCAUGUUUUGGGCCGGAAUCAUGGGAAGAGAGCUGGUCGGCCCCUUUAGGGUACCCGAAGGUGUAAAGAUGACCUCUGCAAAUUAUGUGGAGUUUCUGACUGACCACUUUCUUCCCUAGUACAGAAGGAAGAACUCCAUUCCGUAAUAAAAUCAUCUUCAUGUAUGACAAUGCACCAUCUCAUGCUGCAAAGAAUACCUCUGCAUCAAUGGCUGCUAUGGGGAUAAAAGGAGAGAAGGUCAUGGUGUGGCCUCCAUCCUCCCCUGACCUCAAUCCUAUUGAGAACCUUUGGUGCAUCCUCAAGCAAAAGAUCUAUGAGGGUGGGAGGCAGUUUACAUACAAACAGCAGCUCUGGAAGGCUAUUCUGACAUCUUGUAAACAAAUUCAAGCAGAAACUGUCAAAAAACUCACAAGCACUUGUGAAGCUGCUAUCAAAUAAGGGGUCCUAUGUUAAAAUGUAACGUGACCUGUUAAAAUGUUUAAAAAGUUAAAAUGUUGUUAUAAGUUUGAUUGAAAUACCUUUUGAUUUCAGUAAAUAUGCUGCAAACACAACAAAUGACAAUUUUCAGUUCUUUACAACCUGUAAAGUGUUUUGAAACUUACUGUGCGUAAUAAUUUGGAACAGUGCAUUGUAAGUUUUUUAUGUUUUUAAAAAAAAUACUGUUAUUAGGAGGUUUGUUCAAUAAAAUUUGAAUUGUACUCUUAAUAGUUGAUAACGUGAGAAUUAUGCUGACUGUUAUUUACAUCAAUUAUUUAGGUAAAUGAGAAAAAUAUAAUUUGCAUAAUAAUUUGGAACAGGGUGUAAUAUCAAUAAGUGACAUACACAUAUAAAAUAUUGCAUCAAUAGGAGCCUUUCCCCCUUUGUCUUAUUUUACAAAAGUGUAAAUUUAAAAAGAAGUUUGCACUUUUAUAAAAACCCCUUGGGUGCAGCAGCAGAAACGAGAUCUUCACUGGCUUCAAUGCUUCUAUACAAGAAACAUUGCAGGUAGAUUGCAGCAAUUGUCAUCCAUGCACCCUGUGUCCCAAUGCUUCACGAUGAGGAGCACAGAUGUUCACUGCUAGAUUAAAGGUAAGUAAUAAAAUUAAAAUGCCUUAAAUAAAAUAAAAAUGGAACAUACCAACAUUUCAAGUGUUCCUUAAAGACAGAAGUUAGACACACAUCUGCUGUGACAACCUUUUCUUCUCAUCACAGGCUAUGAGCAGUGGAUUCAGGCUAGCCAAAGUUUAUCUUUGCCAUCCAGAGUUAGAUGGCCUUGGACAGAAUAUGCAAAAAUGCAACUAAUACAUAAUUCAAUCCUCUGCUAAAGGGCCAAACUUUUAUUGCCAGAGAAAGCCCUGAUUUUUACCAAAAGAUUCUGUGUGACAGAAAACCUUGGGAAAGCAUCCAAAGGCUCAUAGUACCUGUGCCCUUAAAAGUUUUAGAAGUUAGUGUUUAUAGUUACCAUUUUUAGCACUCCAUAUUUCAUAUAUUGAAAAAUCCAUGUUAUUACUAUUAGUGUAUUCAUUGACAGCAGAUUAAAAUAGCUGUAAAUCACAUUCACAAGUAUUUGCACAAUAACCGCUUUUGUACUCAAUUUGUCUUUUUUUUUUUUUUUUAGUUCUCCUGGUUUUGUUCUCCUGUUUCCAUUACAUUUUAAAAGCACUUGUUUUUUUUAAUUUAAAUAAGUGUUCAGUGGUUAGUCUGCUAAGACGCAUUACAAUAAAAUUAGGUACCCUACACAGUAACACAAGUGUUCCCAUGAACAUACAGAAGUACAAUGAUGACCUAAAAGGUUUUUGUUUUGAGGGUACCUAACAUUUCUCCUAUUUAUGUUGUUCUGGUGAACAAUAUGCACAUUUAAUGCUUUCAGCAUAGCUCAGUGGCACAUUUUUAGAGACACUUAGAUUGAGGGUUUAAUUUGUUAAAUUCCGGGUCUUAGGAAUGUUUUUGUGAAAUUUUUUUACUUAAAAGGACACCAUAGGCAGCACCUUACCCACUCCAGAUGAUUGGAGUGGUUAUGGUGCCUGGAGUCUGUGGUCGAUGCAUCAGUGUUAAGUAGGUACUCACUAUUUAGCAGAGAUCUUCAGUCUCCAGGAGCCUGGACCCCUAUGACAAUAUAUCAGAAGCCGAGCUGUGUUUCCAUCUUGUGCCAUGCCAGGGGUACCAGGCUAUGAUAUAUAUACAUAAAGGGCUUGCAGACAAUCACUGCCACACUGCUUGAUAUGGUGGGAGAUGGAGCAUAGCUCUCUUCCACUAUAUUGUCAUUGGGACACCAUAACCAAUUCAAUCCACUGAAGGGUAAUGGCGCCUACAGAGUUCAUGUUUUUGUGCCCGCACAAUGACCCUGCUGCUUUUGGCCAGCUUGAAUCCCUCUUGAUUUCACUGGUGAUUCAAAAUGUAAUUUCUUGACUGUUGCCAUAUACUUAACAUAUUACUUAAUAAAUCAAAUUAUCAGGAGGCAAGGGACAUUUCUGACUUCUUAUUGAGUCUGGAAGAAGUGCUGUAAAAUUGACUUGGAUUAAUAUUUGAGCUGAUAAUUGUCUAUGAUCCAGCUAUCAUUAUCUUUGAAAUGAACCUGGUACUAUUCACGUAUGCAGACUCAAUGUGAGAUGAACAAAUUGUGAGGUACACAACCCCUGUAUUAUGCAUAAAUAAAACUGGUAUAUGCAUUGCCUCAGAUAUUUCCAAAGCAGGAACCCUGUAUUUAAUAUUGUUUUUACUGUGCAGGUCUCUUCUCAUGGCAUCCUGUCUUCAUGGCCACCGCAGUGAGUACUCAAUAUAGUUUAAUUAGAGAACAUAUUCUUACAUUUUUUUCACUCUGAUCUACCCUCUCUUUUGCACCCUUUACCUAAUUUUUCACACCUGUCCCAAAUUCUAAACUCUUAAUUGUCUUUCUGUCCUUACCCUCUUUUAAUUUUCAAACCAUCAUUUCAUUGGUUUUUGUACCCCUACAGAUUUGCUUAUGUUAAUAUUUAAAAAUCUCAUUUCUGUUUACAGUUUUGCCUGUGUAUGACUGAAGGCGUACUACUGUUGUCUCCUGAUACUUCUCCUUUCUGCCCCCUCUCCCGAACGUCCAAGACCCGACUGCAUUGGUUGGCACAAUUAUUUGUGUUUGUGUAUGCAAGUGUUGGCCUGACUUUCAUUAUCUGGAGCAAGAACCGUAGUGAGCAACCACACUUUACCUCUUGGCACAGCAUUUUGGGCAUUAUCACAAUUGCUGCCACAUCCUGCCAGGCUUUCUGGGGCUUUGCAUUGUUGUGUCCCCGCCUGGUCCGUGUCACUGCAGUAUCUCGCCUUAAACUAUACCAUGCCACAUGUGGCCUAAUAGUGUAUCUAUUAUCUACUGGUACUGUCUUAUUUGGCUUGUGUUCAGACUGGUUUCAGGCACAAGUUAAGGGACCUGUGUGGUAUGUCUGCCUUUGCGUUCCUCUUUACCCUGCUCUGAUCAUUAUGAACCAGGUAAUAGACAUUUACCUGCCAAAAAGGAAAGGACAGAUGUGACAGAAUGCAAUUUUACCAAGAGCUGCCCAGAAGAAGAACAUCUACAUGCUGGCACUGAGCAGAAAGUAAUUGUUUUUAAGAACUUUAUCACUUUACAUUUUUAUGUAUGCAUGUACACUUAUGGUGCAUACAUGAACAUAUUGCAGUCUUGCACUUUUUGAACUGUGGAAUUAAAACUUAAACAAGCUAACAGAUAAAUUUUAAACAACUAAAAACGAGGACAUUCGGGGCAGUGUGCAUAUAUCUGCACCAAUUUCAUCAACCUCUGCUUAUUUUUGUGCUCCUUUCUAUUUUUUGGGUGAAAUGUGUAGGUUACCUUAUGGUAUCCUACAUACAGUUCCCAUUUCCUUCUGAAAGUUUAUUACAGUUUUAUAGAUUUUUGUUUGUGUGUGGUUUGUUUAUUUUAUGCAGUCAUGUCCUGCCAUCUGGCCAAGGAUGACUGGAUUCCUCAAAGGAUGGCUGUAUCAUCACCCAUUUAUCUUGAAAUGUUAAACACCAGCAUUAUCCAUUUACUUCCAGCCUAGGCCAUGGAUGGAUUUCUUACUAGACAUAGUUUCCUCAGGGAUAGGCAUCCAACACAGAUGAAAUAAAAUCAAGCCUAAUAUUUAUCUGUGUCACUGUGAAAUGUUACAGAGCUAGUGUGUUUCUUUGUGAUGUGUAUAUAUUUUUCAUGGUGGAUUGAAAUUGACUUCCUUCUUGAACAGACUUGUUCUUUAAGCACUUAUGAAUUCAGAUUUGAAAAAGCAAAUCAUGCCUUGGCACGACGCUAACUGCACAAAUGUAUUUUAUUCUUUUUUUCAAUCAUUUUAUAUGGACUUGCAAUUAUUAAAAGCAAGGAAAAAAAAUUUGGGGCCUAUUUUACAAUACUGAGCAUUACUGAUCAAGCGUGUUUCUACGAAUGUAUGUAUGGAAAUUAAUUUUAUAGCACUGACAAAAUACAUAUCAAGGAAUAGCGCUCAUAAAAAAGUUUUUAAUUUUACAAGGCUACUUUAAAUCACUUAUCCCAGCAAUCAAAUAUGGCCAUAUUGCGUUAAGCCCACCACUACGCCACAGUACAACCGUAUCAGUGGGUCCUACACUAAUUUUAACAUGGGAGAUAAAUUUAAAUGUCUUCCUUAAUCUAUAUUUUGUAUAAAUUCUGGUCUUUACGGCAGCACCACUGCUGAGAAAUCUGGAUGUGCCCCCAAUUCACCCCAAUUUUUUACCAAUUCUUUGUUAAUAUAACUGAAAAUAUUAGAGCACAUGUAUGACCUUCAUGUACAUUAUAUUGUAAUGGAUAUAUACGGUAAAAGCUCUUUCCCCCGAAUUUCCUGGCUUUCUAGCUCAUGAUUACCUGCAGGGUGUUUGGCCUGAUAAGCCAGAGAAUGCACUAAAAUACGUAUGCAUUACAAAAUAAUGCACACAGAGGCUGUAGUACAUGUAAGCGUUAUUUUAAAUAAUAAUGAUAUACAUUUAUAAUACUUUUUCUUUAAGAAGCCAUAAUGUUUGGCUUCUGGAGACGCUGUUUGGGAUAUUCUCUAAAUAAAGUGUCUUGUAAAAUUGCUAUGCAUUCAUCAGCAUUUAUCAUGAUUUAUGGUAUGAAAGAUGACAGAAAAUAAUUCAGCACAAAUAAAGUUAUUUUUGAAAGCAAUAAAAUAAAAUAUCAAUUGAUAUUAAAUGAAUGUCCCUAAAGUCACUUUACAUUGUCUAUUGCAUUCAAGGCACUCCCUUAUUUAUCAGCAGUGUGUGCAUUUGUUGAGUAAAUGAUUGGAACAUGAGCAUUUAUACAGUAUAUUAAGGCACACUGUAUAUGUUGUGGCACCAAAGCACAUAUAUAUGUAUGCGCAAUAUGUGGCAGCUCUGUUUAACUGUACAAGUUGAGGGAUUAGAACUUUACUGUAUUCAUUGUCUGUUACAUGGAUAUUUGAUAUUUAUUUAGAUCUGUCAUGGUUCUUAUUUAUCAUGUCUUUGUGAGUGAUUCUGUGUUAUCUUGACAAUAAACUUGUCUUUGUGAAACAUCUGCCUAUCCGAGCAUAAAA